AUGGCAGGCAAGCAAACAGACAGACCACCACUUAGGGCACUCCCCUUCACCACUGGGGGUGUGGAGGUGACGUUGGUGUGUGUUGGAUGCCUGCGUGACUCCAUGCUACGCUGGCCUGCCACACCACAGGAUACAUUGAUGAUAGUGUCACCUCAGCACACACUACACUGUUGUCAUGUGUGGCAGUGCCUAACAGAGAUGAUGAAGAUAGAGAAUAAAAGAAAUGUAAUAGUCUGCCUCUUAGAUACUGUUACUAUGGUCUGCUCCAUCUAUGAAGUCCGCGCUAGGUGUGGCAGAUUACAGAGUACCCAAAGAUGUGGCACCGUGGCACAUCGCGAGUUGCUAAGUUGCCAGCGGUGGACGCAGACUGGCUGUGUUGGUAAUUGGUACUGUUGGAGACGCAGGCUGGACGCUGGACGGUGGACCACACUGUUGGUUGUAACUUUAAUAAUUGUUGGCCGUGGCCAGUGGCCGGUGGCUCUUGGUGUCCUCACCGUCACUGUUGUUGCAGGUGUCCAGGCCGGGUGUCCUGCUGACGUGGCUCCCUCCGGCUGGCUUCCCCGAGGGUUCCUGCAGGACCUUCUGUGGUGUGUGCUGCCAGGAGCAGUGCUGCAGUGGAGGGGUGUCCAGGCCAGAUAUCCUACUGACGUGGCUCCCUCCGGCCGGCUUUCCCGAGGGUUCCUGAGGACCCUCUGUGGUGUGUGCAGCCAGGAGCAGUGCUGCAGUGGAGGGGUGAGACUGGGCAGCAGCAUGAGUGAACAGCAGCAGCAGCAGUCUGCCUCAGGUGUGGGUAGGUCCAAGCAUGGUGGCAAGAAUGACCUGGAGGCAGGCAGCUCCACCCACAGAGGAGAGAGAAAGCUUGUGUGUCAGCAGUGUGAUAAAACUUUUACAUCCAGAAAAGGACUUACACUACACACCCUGGCACACAGUGGUGUUAGAAAUUAUGAGUGUCUGGAAUGUGGCAAGAAAUUCAUCACAAAGGGUCACCUCACCACACACACCCUGACACACAGUGGUGUUAGAAAUUAUGAGUGUCUGGAAUGUGGAAAGAAAUUCAUCACAAAGGGUCACCUCACC
This is a messenger RNA of Portunus trituberculatus (swimming crab), 1077 nucleotides long. Its product is annotated as zinc finger protein 697-like. The transcript has 7 exons. The record is from RefSeq and is a predicted model, not a curated record. Gene Ontology annotation, molecular function: RNA polymerase II cis-regulatory region sequence-specific DNA binding; DNA-binding transcription factor activity. The annotation marks the transcript as partial. Gene Ontology annotation, biological process: regulation of transcription by RNA polymerase II. NCBI's taxonomy places the organism in Eukaryota, Metazoa, Arthropoda, Malacostraca, Decapoda, Portunidae.